AUGACAUCAUCACAUGUACAAGAGUGUGACAAUCCACUGAUUGACAACUUUGAUUUAUGUCACACAGCAUAUCACCACACAAGACCCUUUCACAAACAGAUUCAAAGAAUGGCGCACUUGUCGAUAUUGUGCAUUGUCAUGGUCUGUGUCCUCCUACCACAUCUCGUCGAAAUGAAGACUGAGAAGAAAUCUUGGAAACUCCCACUACAUAUUGAUGGAGAUGGAUCAUGGGGCAUCAAGCAUAGCGGAUUGACUAUUGGAGCGAAGGACAAGGGAAUUGUGAUAAUCAAAUCUGGUUAUUGUGUCACCGAAUUCGACUUAUCGAAACCGACUGCAGAGGAGUUGUCAGCGAAGAAGGGAUCUCGACAGGUCACCACUGUUUGUGACUUUCCUGAUUUGAAGAAGAGUGGUAAGAAGGUUGGAGCGAAGAAGGAUUCGAAGAAGCAGUAGGAUGGGAAGAAUACGAAGAAGGAGUAUGUGUGGUGUGUUGUUGUGUGUUUUGUGUAUUUCGCCAAUAAAUGUCAGUCAUUUU
Messenger RNA from Trichobilharzia regenti, 532 nucleotides. The record is from the annotation of a GenBank genome assembly. NCBI's taxonomy places the organism in Eukaryota, Metazoa, Platyhelminthes, Trematoda, Strigeidida, Schistosomatidae.